GCCAUCGAGAUGGCAUGUUUAAUACUCGAAUGUUGGUUGUUUCGAUAUAUCGUGAUCCAAUAAAAAGAACUAUAAAAACAAAAUAAUAGUUAUUGAUAUAUCAUAUGAUAUUAGUCUUUAUAAACCAGAGGUCAAUAUUUCUUUGUUUAAAAAUACAAUGCGUCAGUUUUUAUACAACAUAGUUUUUUGAAGUCUUGAAACAGCUUUUUUGUCGGUGUAUUUUAAAUUAAACGAGAUAAGAUUUCUGUGAUAUUAAAUCAGUAUUUCAUUAGUUGUUGCAUUACGUGUUUAGUUACAUACUUUUAUUAAAAUGUUUAAAAUUUUCGACAGUCCCUUAUUGCGACAAUACGCUGUUGUUAUUAUAGCAAACUUCAGCGUGCUCUGUACUGGCCUUAGCUUGGCGUGGCCAUCACCAGUCCUAGUGAAGCUUAGCAACAACAAUGAAACUAUAUUCUCUAAGCCGAUUACCGAAGAAGAAGGCUCCUGGAUAGUUUCAAUAGGCUUCCUGGUUGCAAUAUGUUUCAGUUUCCUGCCCGCCGUUCUACUUGACAGGAUAGGCAGGAGACAAUGUAUUAUCCUGUCGUGUGUCCCGAAGAUGAUCAUGUGUUUAAUAUUCACGUUUGCCACCGAAAUCUGGAUGCUCAUGCUGGGCCGAGUGUUUGGAGCAAUAGCAGAUACUUUUACAUUCACUGUAGUACCGACGUACGCUUCCGAAGUUGCUAGCAAAGAAAUUCGCGGUGCCUUGGGUACUAUACUGCAAAUACUAUGCUCUCUUGGCAUCCUGCUGAUGCUGAGUAUUGGUCCGUUCACACCAUAUGUGACUCUCAAUAUGGUAUUUACAGGCGUCGUUGUGGUUCUAUCUAUACCACUCCUGUUUUUGCCGGACAGUCCCUAUUAUCUAUAUUCAAAAGGGCGGACAGAAGAAGCAUUAAAAGUUCUGACGUUCCUCCGAGGUUCCGAAGUAUUAGCAAAUGAAGAAAUAAAGGAAUACUCGUCCACAGACGACGUCAAACCAAACAUUAUUGAUAUAUUCAAAAAUAGACAAUUCCUAAAAGCAUUCGGAAUAGUUUUAGUAUUAACUACAGGCAGUCAAAUAAUCGGUUUCAAUGCAGUGACUUUUUAUCUGCAAACUGUAUUAGAAUCGACCAAAACCAGUGUUAAACCUGAGAUUGCAUCAGUGAUUAUCGGAUUCAUACAACUGAUUGCUAGUUUUUGUACUACUUUAGUAACAGAUAGAUUUGGAAGGAAACCUAUUUUGGGGUCCACAUUGGCUGGAACUGCUAUAGGAAUGAUUGGUCUUGGAAUAUUCUUCCGAAUCAGAGAAACUCACGAACAAAUCAGCGGUUUCAUGAAUUAUCUGCCAUUAAUAUCUCUGAUACUUGUUGUAUAUUGCUACAGUGCAGGACCAGGUUCAGUAAAUUGGCCAUUGUGCUCCGAACUCUUUGAUGGACCAUCUAGAGCCAUAGGGCUAACUGUCUCAGGAAUAAUAGGGUCUUUAACCCUUUUCAUGACCCUAAAAUACUUCGCCUUUGUGACAACAGCCAUAGGCGCACCGGCGACAUAUUGGAUGUUCAGUGUCAAUUGUAUAUUACUGUGUAUGUUCAUACUGUUCUGUAUCCCCGAAACUAAGGGACGAUCGUUCGCUGAAAUUCAAGUUUUGUUGGGACAGAAAAAAAAGAAUCAAGAUAAGGCUGAGAAAUGUUGAAAUGUAAUUAGAUUAUAUUUUUUAGGAUAAUAAUUAAGUGUAUUUAUUAUUAAGAUUACUUUAUAUUGAAAUAAAUAUUGGAUGAUAAUAAAAAUAUUUAUUUGUGCCAUACAUUAAUUCGUUUUGAUAUUUAGAAAUGUUGAAUGUUUUUCAAUCAGUAUAAAAUAUACAUUUUAGUGCCUAAUUUAACGUUUUACAUCCGACGGUCACUGGUCACGCUUCCUCGCACGGUGCAAACAUUGAUGAGUAUGAUUGUAUCGGUCUCGGUGUUUUCUAUGUAGGUAUAUAUAUUUUUUUUUAAUGGAUGAUAAUGGAAUGUUGCCCCCGCCUGCGCUAAUGGUUUACGCUGGCGGGGCACCAGUGGAGGAUGAUAAGAUGAGCAAGAGGUCAGGUCAGUUAGCCCAUCGUGACAAAUUCACCAGUAAUUGAUCACAAUGGU
This is a messenger RNA of Achroia grisella, 2144 nucleotides long. RefSeq names its product facilitated trehalose transporter Tret1-like. Gene Ontology annotation, cellular component: membrane. Lineage: Eukaryota; Metazoa; Arthropoda; Insecta; Lepidoptera; Pyralidae. Gene Ontology annotation, molecular function: transmembrane transporter activity. The coding region runs from base 311 to 1705 and encodes 464 amino acids. Gene Ontology annotation, biological process: transmembrane transport. The transcript has 7 exons. The record is from RefSeq and is a predicted model, not a curated record.